Molecule: messenger RNA, 919 nt
Organism: Mytilus californianus (California mussel)
Lineage: Eukaryota; Metazoa; Mollusca; Bivalvia; Mytilida; Mytilidae
Product: replication protein A 14 kDa subunit-like
Exons: 4
Coding region: 95-448 (117 amino acids)
Biological process (GO): DNA replication; mismatch repair; double-strand break repair via homologous recombination
Cellular component (GO): DNA replication factor A complex; site of double-strand break; nucleus
Molecular function (GO): damaged DNA binding; single-stranded DNA binding
Source: RefSeq, a predicted model, not a curated record
CUCCUACAACAUGAAAGUUUCAGAGUAAAGGUUACCAGCGUAUAAUUGCGCGGGUGAUUGCAAAGAAAAUAGUUGUUGAAGUCAUCAUACAAUCAUGGAAUUCUCAAAACCACGUGUAAAUGCCUCAAAAUUACCUUCUCACAGAGGCAGAAAUGUUUGUCUUUUAGGAAAAGUUAAAAAUGUAGCUAAUGAUGGCAAUUCCUUUACACUGACAACAAGUGAUAACCAGGAUGUACGUGUUGUUUUGCAAGAACCUGUAAAUGACUAUGUAGCUGGUUUGACUGAAGUACAUGGUCAGGUGGAUGGACAAAACAACAUACUCUGUCAGAACUAUAUUGUCUUCCCACAGGAAACCUCUGAUAAUUUUGAUAUGGCAGCAUACAAUGAAGCUGUAGAAUUAAUGGUCAGACUUCCACAGAAUUAUGUCCAAGGUGUACAACAGCAGUAACACAGAGCACCACAUAGGGUUAAAAAAGUGAUGUGCAAUAAAACUAUAGAUGUUCAGAAUGAUUAGUUGUAUUCUGAUACUGUACAUGUACAUGAAUUAUGUUAUCAGAUCAAUAGCAAAGGGUAUUUGUUACGAAUUCUGAAGUUUCAGGGUUGAGAUUUCUAGUUAAAAAUUCAUUUUUCAGAGCCAAACGAUUUUGCCAGAAUGCAUUAUAAUAUAUUUCACUUUUUCUUGAACAACUCUUUGAUUGGUGACAUAAUCUGUAUUAUAGGCACAAUUUGUAACUUUUCAUUGUUUGGUUAUUUUUCAUCUUACAGUUAUACAAAUAGACAAACCAGCUGAUAGAUACAACUCGCAAACUAUAUUGUAACAUCAUCAAUUAUGUAAUCUUGUUGUUGACAAUGCUGGUAAUCUGAGAUGUAUUACACACAAAACUGUUUUAUGAAAUAAAAUUAUGUGUACCUUAAUGAA